This is a messenger RNA of Cuscuta europaea, 1994 nucleotides long. The record is from the annotation of a GenBank genome assembly. Lineage: Eukaryota; Viridiplantae; Streptophyta; Magnoliopsida; Solanales; Convolvulaceae.
UUUAAAUACAAAAACUUAAUUUUUGAUAAGUCAAAAUAUUUUUUAAUGUAUUAAAAUGAUUUUUAUAACUUCUCUAUCAAAAGUAUAUAAAGACUAAUACCCAUACACAGUUUAAUAUGAUUUUUAUAACUUCUUUAUAAUUGAAAAAAAAUCGACCCCUCAUAUUAGACUAAUACACAGUUUCAUAUGUUAUACACAUUUUCAAUCGAUAAAACUUGUACAAAAAUUUCAUCUUAUAUUAUGUUUACACUAACAUUUAAAAAUAUGAAUUAAUAUAUUUUAGAUGAGCAAUGAACAGUCAACCUCGUGUGCCCGGCCGAACUAUGCGCCCCUAAUCGAAGCAGAGCGCAACAAUGAAAAUUCGGUUUGGGUGACAUCUCACAUGGUCGCUAAGUAACUAUUAACUUUACCUAAUGUCAAAUAAUUUCAUCUAAUGUCAAAUAAUCUAACAAAAACGGAUAUAACAAAAUAUCAUUAAUUUUUUGAAACAAUCAACAAGUGCUAGACCAAAUCAAAAACAUAAUUGGUGGACACUUUCUUAGGAACUGGGCAACCUACAACGAUGUUGACCUCAAGGUCCGUGAACUUUGGUUGAACCUGUUCAAGGUAAAAAAAAUGAAUGUUCCCUGCGUAAUUGUAGUGACUUAAAAUUUGACAAAUUAUAAAUUAAUUUAUUUUUUUAAUAAAGGGCCGGUUUCGAUGGACUGGAGCACAAGGCCCCGAUAUUCUUAGAGUGUAUACCGCUAGAAUUUCAAACUGGCUUCGUCCCACCUUUAGGCGUGCCCGAGCUAGAGGGGUAAGGCCGGGAUGGUGUUCAGAUGAGGUGUGGGAAAACCUCGUCCGCCACUGGUCUUCAGAUCCGAACUUCUUGGCUAGAAGCGAAGCCGGGACGAAAAAUCGGAUGUCCGAGAAGGCAUUACAGACACAAUGGCACGGGGGCCACAAACCUCAGAGUAAACAUAACGAAGCUCUUGCGAGGCCUGAGAAGAAGAGAGUCUCGAUCCUCAAGGUCAUCAAACACUGUUUAACGAAGCACGGCGAUGAGUCAGAAGCCGAUCUGCCACCCCGCCUCGCUGAAAUCGAAACGAAUUAUAACACAACCGUUGAGAAGAAGCAGGCAGAAUUAGGCUUGACUCAGGAGGGUGAGAUCGAUUCUGAUGUGGAAGAUGAUGCGAUUUUGGAGGCAGCUGGGGUGUACAAGGGUCGUCUUCCGUGUAUGGGGGUUGAGGGGCAACAGAUUUUGUAUGACCGCAGCUGCAGCGGAGAUUCAUCUUCUCGAUCAAGGCGGGGAGAGGAUCCGCGCAUCGCCCAAAUGCAGCGAGAAUUGAAGGAGCAAUAGCGGGCAUUGGAGGAGCAACGGAAGAAGGAUGAAGAAACAAGAGCCCGACUGGAAGCGAUGGAACGGAUCUUAAACUCCGGAUAUCAGCCUCAGCUUCAUCCUCGACCGCACAUGGCUAAUAUGGGUUAUCAUUCUAACUCCGGAUAUAAGUCUCCGCCUCCGCCUCCGCCUCAUCCUCGGCCGCACAUGGCUAAUAUGGGCUAUCAUUCUAACUCCGGAUAUGGUAGCAUGCCUACGAUGGGGUCCACAUUCGGAUCUCUAUCGUAUGAUUGCGUGAAUCAAUUUGUGUCAUCCGGAAGAGGCAGUCGAGGAGGCAGCCGAGGAGGUAGCCGAGGAGGCAGUGGAGGAGGCAGCCGUAGUGGAACCCGAGCUGAAGACCCCGAGGAGCCCGAAGAUGAUGAUUAUCUUGUUUAUGAUGAUAAUGAUACAUAUGAUAAUGACGAUCCUAGUUUUUAUCACAAUGGAGUCCGAUGACCGGACAUGUAAUAAUACACAUUUUUAAGUUUUACAUUUCAUAUUACUUUUAUGAUUGCAGUCUGUUAUAACUUUUAUUAACUUUGUUGUAUGUGUAUGAAUUUUGUUUUUUAUUUAAUGUUAUAAUUGCUUAACUUUUUAAAAUAUAAUCUUUUUCUUGAUAAAUUUUUGAAAUAUGUUU